Spinacia oleracea (spinach) is the source of this 1212-nucleotide messenger RNA. RefSeq lists its product as uncharacterized. The coding region runs from base 75 to 992 and encodes 305 amino acids. Lineage: Eukaryota; Viridiplantae; Streptophyta; Magnoliopsida; Caryophyllales; Amaranthaceae. The transcript has 4 exons. The record is from RefSeq and is a predicted model, not a curated record.
AUAUUAAAAGAUAACGGGAGAGUACAAAACACAAAGGACGAGGGGUGGGUUGGAUUGAGAUUGAGAAAGGAGACAUGAGCCAAACCGAGUCAAACAUCACGAGUGGCGAAGCGGAAACAUUAGUAGAAGCAGCAUUGCGAGUGUUGAACACAGCAGACCCCUUUGAGAAGGCUAAACUUGGUGACGCUGUUGCUUGCAAAUGGCUUCAAGGCAUCAUUUCUCAACCUUACCAUUCUUCUACCGACCUUCAAAUCCCUGAUCGCCCAGCACGUCCCGCCAAUGUCAAGUUGUUGUCCCCAAGUCUUAUGCCCAAGUUGGGUAAAGCUGGCAGCCUUCAUAGCCGUCAAGCAAUUAUACACAGUCUUGUGCAUACUGAGAGUUGGGCCAUUGACUUAUCAUGGGAUAUUAUUGCUCGUUUUGGCAAACAAGAAGCAAUGCCAAGGGAAUUCUUCACAGAUUUUGUUAAAGUUGCACAGGAUGAAGGUAGACACUUCAGCCUUCUUGCUAUCCGCCUUGGGGAACUGGGCUCUUCUUAUGGAGCUUUGCCGGCCCACGAUGGUCUAUGGGACUCAGCGAUUGCAACAUCAAAUGAUCUUUUGGCACGGUUAGCAAUUGAACAUUGUGUCCAUGAGGCUAGGGGACUUGAUGUGAUACCAACAACCAUUGCUCGUUUCCGCAAUGGGGGUGAUGAUAAAACAGCAGAUUUACUAGAAACUGUGAUUUAUCCUGAGGAGAUCACUCACUGUGCUGCCGGGGUAAGAUGGUUCAAAUAUCUUUGCUUGAGAUGUACAAAUCGUUCUCCUAAUGAAGAGAGUGGAAUCAAGCAAGUUGAGGAUGAUGAUGCAGUCAUUCAGAAGUUCCAUACAACAGUUAGAACUUUUUUCAGAGGGCCUUUGAAGCCACCUUUCAAUGUAGAAGCAAGGAGAGCUGCUGGAUUUGUCCCUGAAUGGUAUGAACCACUUGCUGUCAAAGAGCUAGAGGCUUCUCCCUAAUGUCAAAAUUCCAACUUAAGAGUGUUGUGUUUUUCAACACCACAUCUUUUUCUAUUAUUUAACCCCCGCUUUAUCCUUUUUAGUUGAACUUUGCUAUUGUGUGCCGGCAAUACCCACCCCCUACAUUGAUUCUUAAUUUUGUGUAUUAAGCUAUCAGUGUUGUAUUGAAACUACAAUCCUUUUAUUAGGCAUGGAAAAGCAAAACCCUGACACAUCAAAA